This is a messenger RNA of Striga asiatica, 2776 nucleotides long. NCBI's taxonomy places the organism in Eukaryota, Viridiplantae, Streptophyta, Magnoliopsida, Lamiales, Orobanchaceae. The record is from the annotation of a GenBank genome assembly.
AGCACCCCAACUUUUUUGGCAAUUCACAAACAUUUCCACACCUCAUCCCCAAAGACCAACACUUUGAACUGUUAUCACUGACCCAUUGAGCUCACUAAUUGAGGGUUUUAAUGGCUGAAAAAAUCCUCCUCAAUGCCUGAACUAAUUUCCCCCAGCUACUAACACCAACUCCCCAUACAUCGUAAUUCGAUCCCUCCUCCGAUCGACCGAUCCAAUGGUAGCGGCGAAAAUGGAGAAACCGCCGGCGGAUCUGCUGGCGUCGUCCGGCGUCAGCUCCCUGCUGAAAUCCCUCAAGCUGAAAACGAAGCAGCAGGAGCUGUUGAUCCGCGUCACGAUCCUCGGCCUGAUUUACGUCCUGGCGUUCAUCACGCGUUUGUUCAGCGUCUUGCGCUACGAGAGCAUGAUCCACGAGUUUGACCCUUACUUCAACUACCGAGUCACUCAGUACUUGACUCAGAAGGGGUUUUAUGAGUUCUGGAACUGGUUUGAUUCGGAAAGCUGGUACCCUCUUGGAAGGAUUAUUGGUGGGACUCUGUACCCUGGGCUCAUGGUUACAGCUGCGUUUAUUUUCUGGACUCUACGCUUUAUAGGUUUUGCUGUUCACAUCCGUGAAGUUUGUGUGCUCCUUGCUCCGUUUUUUGCUUCCAACACUACUCUUGUUGCCUACUUCUUUGGGAAACUGUUAUGGGACUCUGGGGCUGGACUUGUAGCAGCUGCAUUUAUUGCUAUUUGCCCUGGUUAUAUUUCGAGGUCGGUUGCGGGAUCGUACGACAACGAGGGUGUCGCUAUAUUUGCAUUGCUUCUUACUUUCUAUUUAUUCGUCAAGGCUGUGAAUACAGGCUCACUUUCUUGGGCUCUGGCCUCAGCUUUUGGGUACUUCUACAUGGUUUCGGCAUGGGGUGGUUAUGUCUUCAUUAUCAAUCUGAUUCCACUAUAUGUGAUGGUACUGUUGAUUACUGGGAGAUACUCAAUGAGGUUAUAUGUGGCUUAUAAUUGCAUGUAUGUUCUGGGAAUGUUGCUAGCAAUGCAGAUCCGUUUUGUUGGCUUUCAACAUGUGCAAUCUGGGGAACACAUGGCAGCAAUGGGUGUGUUUUUCUUGUUGCAGGUGUUUUACUUUUUGGGUUGGGUCAAGUAUUUGUUAAAUGAUCCAAGGAAGUUUCACACAUUCCUGAGAGUCACAGUCACCAGUGCUGUGGGUUUGGGUGCCAUAGCUCUAGGAGUUGGCACUGCAUCUGGUUAUAUUUCUCCGUGGACUGGUCGGUUUUAUUCCCUGCUGGACCCAACUUAUGCUAAGGAUCACAUCCCCAUAAUUGCAUCUGUUUCUGAGCAUCAACCAACAGCAUGGUCAUCAUUCAUGUUUGAUUAUCAUAUUCUGCUAAUUCUAUUCCCAGCUGGUUUAUAUUUCUGCUUUAAGCGUUUGUCGGAUGCCACUAUAUUCAUAGUGAUGUAUGGUCUCACUAGCAUGUAUUUUGCUGGAGUCAUGGUGCGCUUGAUACUUGUUGCUACGCCUGCUGUAUGCCUUAUUAGUGCCAUUGCAGUCUCAGCCACUAUAAAAAGUUUAACCCAGCUUGUCAGGGCAAAGAGCAAACCUGCUUCUGUAGCGUCCGGUAAAGGAGCAUCUAGCACCAAAGCUUCUUCUAAGGGGUCAGUGGAUCAGUCGAUGCCUUUCCAGAGAAAUGGUGCUGUUGCUUUGCUUCUUGGAGCAUUUUACCUGCUUAGCAGAUAUGCUAUUCAUUGUACUUGGGUUACAUCAGAAGCAUAUUCAUCUCCAUCAAUCGUUCUAGCAGCCAGGGGUGCUCAUGGUAACCGGGUCAUAUUUGAUGAUUACCGUGAAGCUUAUUUUUGGCUGCGACAAAACACUCCUGCAGAUGCGAAGGUGAUGUCCUGGUGGGAUUAUGGAUAUCAGAUUACUGCCAUGGGGAACAGAACUGUUAUUGUAGACAAUAACACUUGGAAUAACACACAUAUAGCUACUGUUGGACGUGCUAUGUCAUCCUAUGAGGACGAAGCAUAUGAGAUAAUGAGAUCACUGGAUGUCGAUUAUGUAUUAGUGGUCUUUGGAGGUGUAACUGGUUAUUCUUCUGAUGAUAUCAACAAAUUUUUGUGGAUGGUGAGAAUUGGAGGUGGAGUUUUCCCUGUAAUUAAGGAACCUGACUAUCUUGUCAAUGGAGAGUACCGUAUCGACAAAGGCGCAGCUCCAAAGAUGUUGAACUGUUUAAUGUACAAACUAUCUUACUACCGAUUCGGUGAACUGACAACAGAAUAUGGAAAGCCUCCUGGAUAUGACAGGGCACGGGGGGUCGAAAUUGGAAAUAAAGACAUAAAAUUGGAACACUUGGAGGAGGCUUUCACGACAUCAAACUGGAUCGUGAGGAUUUACAAGGUGAAGCCGCCUAACAAUAGGUGGUGAACUGGUGACCCACACUCACACUCUCUUGCAGCGGGACAAUAGGUGUUACUGUAGUGCUGAGUCUCUUAUGGAUAGGUUUAUUUAAGACCUUUUUGGAUUUCUGUUGUGAGAUUCAAUGCGAAACUUGUGUGGUUGUUUUUCGAGAGAUUUUGUAGUUGUACCUUUUGCCUCAGUAAUGUUAACAAAAAGAAGUUCGAUAAAUGCGUUUUGUAAUGGUAGCAAUCAUGGCAUUAAUAUCCUUUGUUGUUGAAACAUUUGCGUUUGAAGAGAACUGAAUCUUGAUUAGUUAGUAACAAAUUAAUUGUCUAAUAAGUGUAAUAGCUUACAAUAUUUGUAAUAAUGCACACGAAAGUAGCAGCAAGUUUG